Serpula lacrymans var. lacrymans S7.9 is the source of this 450-nucleotide messenger RNA. RefSeq lists its product as uncharacterized. The coding region runs from base 1 to 450 and encodes 149 amino acids. The transcript has 3 exons. Lineage: Eukaryota; Fungi; Basidiomycota; Agaricomycetes; Boletales; Serpulaceae. The record is from RefSeq and is a predicted model, not a curated record.
AUGCAGCCCCUCUUGUCACUUGGCUCCUUUUUGCUGUGUACACAGACACCCUGGUCUUGGCUGGAUGUUAUAAAUGCGGUCACAUCAAUAUCACCGUACAUAUUGGAAUCACAACACAACUUGGCUGAUGACAGAGCUGGAUGGCCUGACCCCAGAGAUGGUGUUGUUGAACACUGUGUUGGUGGUUCUGCCUGGUCUAAAUACAGUGAGAGUCCUCCUCAGGAUUUUAACAAAACCAUUUUGUACUUGUUAACUAGAGGCAGCACAAACAUUGGCAGUGUGACCAUUGUCACCUCAAAUGUCAUCAAAAAUACGGCUGAUGUCCUUGUGCAUGUUGGCUACCACACACAACAGGCUUUGGAUCAUGCCAAUGUCUGUAUGCUGAAUAAAGUCCCAGGGUAUUAUAACACUCAAGGUGUUGGCAUUUAUGACUGUUGCAAACUGUCCUAG